Messenger RNA from Aspergillus campestris IBT 28561, 2280 nucleotides. RefSeq names its product putative AMP-binding enzyme. Gene Ontology annotation, biological process: fatty acid metabolic process. Gene Ontology annotation, molecular function: medium-chain fatty acid-CoA ligase activity. The record is from RefSeq and is a predicted model, not a curated record. NCBI's taxonomy places the organism in Eukaryota, Fungi, Ascomycota, Eurotiomycetes, Eurotiales, Aspergillaceae. The transcript has 7 exons. Bases 255 to 2114 code for a protein of 619 amino acids.
GCAACUUUGGAUAAUUCAAUAGAAAUAAUGUCGGUUUAACACUCUAGAUGAAAGCACAUUGACCCAGCUGUGAUUGAUUGACCGUGGCGGAGACCCUACCUACUAUUGACCUUAAGACUGCAGUUAUUCUCCGACGCAAAGGUUAGCCAGCCACAUCCACCACGUCAACCUCCUCUUCCUCACCUGGAAUUCCUCUCCACACCGUACAUUGUCCAAAAAACCAGCGAUGUUCCCACGCUGAUGAUCGAGCCCUAAUGCGCAUCACACUGCCCGUCUGCCGUGCGGGGAUCCUGCCUCGAGGAUCAGCCCGGCGUCAAAGUUGUUGGAGGCCUCUACAACUGGCACUUACGACGCGACGCGAACUGCUCACGCAGAGUUACGCUCGCGGACCAUUCGAGCCCCCUUUAAUCGAAAGCACGAUUGGCGAUCACUUCAACGGCAUCGUCAAGCAAUACGGCGAUCGAACAGCGGUCGUCUCCAGACAUCAGAACUACCGAGUGACGUACGCCGGUCUCGACGCCGAAAGCAAUGCCCUGGCACGCGGCCUGGAGUCAGUGGGUGUGCGGGCGGGCGAUCGCGUGUGCUUGAUGCUUGGGAAUUCCAUGGAGUUUUCCACAACGACGUAUGCACUGUUUAAACUGGGUGCGAUCUUGGUACCGAUUAAUCCAUCGUUCAACGCUACUCAAGUCGUCGCCGCGUUGAACCACCUAGAGGCGAGCCAUCUCAUCAUCAGCACGGAGUCGAAUCUCCCCCGGAAGGAACCCCGAAGCAACGUCCCCCUCCUACAGCAUCUGAUACAGGACCCGCACGUCUCGAAGCUCCGGUCCGAGUUAGUUCCCUCGCUGAAAUGCAUCAUGACUGUCGACAACUCGUCCGGUCGAGUCGACACCUCCGAGUUCAACAGUCUGACACCCUACUCGUCGCUGACGUCGGACGCCGUAGCGGACAAAGCCGCAUUAACACCUAAAGAGCUCUCGCCCAGCGACAUCGUAAACAUCCAAUUCACAUCCGGCACAACAGCAAUGCCCAAAGCAGCCUGUCUCAGCCACCGAUCCAUUCUCAACAACGGCUCCCAGAUCGGCGACCGCAUGGUCCUCACCCCACAAGACAUCGUCUGCUGCCCCCCGCCGCUCUUCCACUGCUUCGGCUCCGUCUUGGGCUACAUGGCGACGGCGACGCACGGCUCGGCCAUCGUCUUUCCCGCGGAAUCGUUCAGUGCGCGCGCUGCGCUCCAGGCUGUUCAGGACGAGAAGUGUACCGCGCUUUACGGCGUGCCGACUAUGUUCCUGGAAGAGCUGAGCCUCAUCCAAAGCGGCAAGGUGUCCAGCGAAGGGUUUCAACAGCUGAGAACGGGCAUCGCUGCUGGGAGCAGUAUUCCGUCGGAGCUUAUGAAGAGAUUGCAUCAGGUGCUCAACCUCACUGAGCUGACUAUCUGUUACGGCAUGACGGAGACGAGCCCUGUGUCGGCUAUGACUACCACUGAUGAUCCGAUUGAUAAGCGCAUUAGUACCGUCGGAAGACUCAUGCCGCAUGUUGAAGCUAAGGUCGUGAGCCCCACUGAUCGCAGCCAGGUGCUUCCUGUUAAUACCCCUGGGGAGCUAGCUGUCAGUGGGUAUCUCUUGAUGAAAGGGUACUGGGGUGAUGUCGACCGCACGGCUGAAGUGAUGGUGCCGGAUGACACAGGGAAGGUUUGGAUGCAUACGGGCGACGAAGGCACCCUCUCCCCAGACGGCUACAUAACCAUCACCGGUCGCAUCAAAGACCUCAUAAUCCGCGGCGGCGAAAACAUCCACCCCCUAGAGAUCGAAAACUGCCUGCUCGAGCACCCAGGCGUCUUCGACGUAUCAGUAGUAGGAGUCCCAGACGAGCGCUACGGCGAAGCAGUCGCCGCGUUUGUCAUUCCCCGAGAGGACGCAUCUGCCGCGAAGGACGAAGAGAAGAAGAAGCUUCAGGAUUGGGUGAGGGUGAGACUUAGUAGUCAUCUUGUCCCCAAGUAUAUCUUCUUCUUACCUCCUACCGAUACAUUUCCCAAAACGGCGAGUGGCAAGAUUCAGAAGUUUAAGCUGAAGGAGAUUGCUAUCAAGAAAUUGAAUGAGCGGUCUGGGGGGUCUUGACUGGUUGUGCAUGCAUCUCUUAUAACAUACAUGGGCCAAGCGUCCACGGACGGGGAGACUGUCUUGUACGUAGUAUAAGUAUGCUUCGCUGGUUGCUGUCUGGAAAUAUGCACAGUGAGACGAGAUGGGCCAUGUGGUGCUAGUAGAACAGAGACGUGGCAUGCCG